Peniophora sp. CBMAI 1063 is the source of this 1524-nucleotide messenger RNA. The record is from the annotation of a GenBank genome assembly. Lineage: Eukaryota; Fungi; Basidiomycota; Agaricomycetes; Russulales; Peniophoraceae.
AUGUUCACGAAGCUUGCGAGCUUCGGUCUGGCCUCUUGGCUUGUCUACGGCGCGUAUGGCGCAGCACAGGCUCCUUUCGCCGCACCCGUCCUUGCUCAACCUGACGAUGUCACAAAAUUGCACAUUGAGUCUGGUGUCACCACCAUGCAUCUCUCAGCCGUCUCUUCUGGUGACGAAUUCACGUCCUUGAGUCAUCCUCUCUAUCCUGAGCAUGGCGUGCGAAUCAAGAGGACCGACUUCUGUGACCCCACUGUAAAUGUGUACACAGGCUAUCUUGACAUCGCACAAGGAGCGAAGCACCUAUUUUUCUACUUCUUCGAGAGCAGACGUGACCCAGAUAAUGACGACGUGAUGAUGUGGAUCAACGGCGGACCGGGGUGUUCGGCUUCAACUGGUCUGCUCAUGGAACUAGGUCCAUGUAAACUCGACUUCAACGCCCCUAAUGCAUCCUUGAAAGACCCGUACUGGAAUCCUUGGGGGUGGAAUCGCGAGGCAAACAUCUUCUUCCUGGAUCAACCGGUAGGUGUCGGCCUAUCAUACGCCGACUACGGAGAACACGUCGGUACCACCGAGGAUGCAGCAAAGGAUAUCCACGCCUUUAUCACGAUGUUCUUCGAGACUUUCAGUCAGUUCCAGGGACGCGCGUUCCACCUCUCUGCGGAAUCCUACGGUGGACGGUAUCUACCAGUCUUUGCGAGCGAGAUCUACGACCAGAACCAGAUCGCUGCGAAAGAGGGGCGUACCGUCAUCAACCUCCAGAGUGUCAUAAUAGGCAAUGGCAUAACGGACAUCUCGACACUGUACCCAGGUCGCUACGCCAUCGAAUGUGAGAACGCCGCGAUCCCCGUCCCCUUCCAAAGUAUCUCCAAUUGCGUCCGGAUGAAGAAAGCGCUUCCGCGUUGCCAGAAGAUGAUGCAGGCGAACUGCAUCGACACGUACGACGAGAUGAACUGCCGCGCGACGGUCAACUUUUGUGAGACGGAACUUGGCACACCCCUUCGUAUCGCAGGACGUAACAACUUUGACAUCACAAAGCCUUGUGCUGGCCCGGAUAACUGCUACGCAGAGUCCAAAGUGAUCGAGGAGUACAUGCACCGUCCAGAUGUACUCGAGAAGCUCGGCGCAAGUGCACCCGUCCCGUUCACAGGUUGCUCAAAUGUCGUCUCCUCCGAGUUUACGCUCAACUUCGACAAAUGGUCUCACCCAACCCAGUAUUACGUGUCGAGCUUGCUGGACCGUGGUAUACGCGUGCUCCUGUAUGCCGGCACGUACGACUGGCAGUGCAACUGGGUUGCCAACAAGCUGUGGUCGGACAAGCUCGAAUGGAGCGGCACGGAGGGGUAUGCGGCGGAGGAGUGGCGCGACUGGAAGGCCAGCAAUGCUACUGCACCGGCCGGGCGGACGAAGAGCUGGGGUCCGCUCACUUUCGCCAGUGUAUACGCCGCAGGACAUAUGAUGAGUUGCCUUCCUCUUCCGCGAGCUCUACGUCUCUCUGACCCUCGAUUGUCUCUACGUCCCGUUUGA